This is a messenger RNA of Gymnodraco acuticeps, 700 nucleotides long. RefSeq names its product inner mitochondrial membrane peptidase subunit 1 (gene immp1l). NCBI's taxonomy places the organism in Eukaryota, Metazoa, Chordata, Actinopteri, Perciformes, Bathydraconidae. The transcript is spliced from 6 exons. Bases 123 to 635 code for a protein of 170 amino acids. Gene Ontology annotation, cellular component: membrane; mitochondrial inner membrane peptidase complex. The record is from RefSeq and is a predicted model, not a curated record. Gene Ontology annotation, molecular function: serine-type endopeptidase activity.
GCUUGACCAAUGAGGGCAAAGAUUGUUGUGGGGCCAUGUGAGAGGUUUGACGGACGUUAUUUUUCAAGUUGUUGUGGUAAAUGAAUGGUCGGAGCAUUGAAACACUAAGUCAGUAGGUGGAGAUGUUCCGCAGUGUGCUGGGAAAGACCUUGGGCUUUGUGGGCUACACAGUCCAGUAUGGCUGCAUUGCACAUUGUGCCUUCGAAUACAUUGGAGAAUUUGUGGUGUGUUCUGGUCCAUCCAUGGAGCCAACCAUCGUCAACCAUGAUAUUGUGUUCUCUGAACGGAUGAGUCGUCAGCAAUGCAAAAUACAGAAGGGUGAUAUCAUUAUUGCAAAGAGUCCAUUUGACCCUAACAUGAACAUUUGUAAAAGGGUAACUGGACUGGAGGGUGACAAGGUCUGCACAAGUUCCCCAUCAGAUCUGUUCAAGGCCCACACAUAUGUUCCAAAAGGCCAUGUAUGGCUAGAAGGGGAUAACCUGAGGAACUCCUCUGACUCAAGGAGCUAUGGCCCAAUUCCCUAUGCCCUGAUCCGAGGGCGUGUUUGCCUAAAGCUCUGGCCACUGCAUAGUUUUGGGAGCCUCAGUGAAAGCCCAACCAGACGGAUCAUUAAAGCCCGGAGUGACUCAGACUGACUCAUUCACUUUGUUUUCAACCAUUUUGAAUAAAGCUGAUAUUUAUAUAAAUGCAUAUUUUAAAA